Messenger RNA from Cryptomeria japonica (Japanese cedar), 1822 nucleotides. RefSeq names its product cysteine-rich receptor-like protein kinase 26. The coding region runs from base 128 to 1426 and encodes 432 amino acids. The transcript has 4 exons. Gene Ontology annotation, molecular function: ATP binding; protein kinase activity. Lineage: Eukaryota; Viridiplantae; Streptophyta; Pinopsida; Cupressales; Cupressaceae. The record is from RefSeq and is a predicted model, not a curated record. Gene Ontology annotation, biological process: protein phosphorylation.
GAGUGCAUACUCCACAAACUUGGAUCGAGUUAUCAGUGAUUUGUCUCUUAAUGCACCUCAAAGUUCUGGGUUUAACACCUCCUCCCAUGGCCAAUCUCCCAAUAAAGUUUAUGGCCUACUACAGUGUAUGGGUUAUAUAUCAGCAGCGAAAUGCUCAAAUUGUUCAAUGGAGGCAAAUAGGAUUAUUCAAGAACUUUGCGCCAACGACAUAGGUGGGCGAGUGUGGAUAGAUAACUGCUUCUUGUGCUACAACAACUCCAAUUUCAUUUCAACAUUGGAUACCAACUUUGUUAUCCUUGAGAACAUGAAGAGUGUGACAAAUAAUAUACAAGAUUUUAAGUCCACGACCUCUGGUCUUCUUUUCAAUUUGUCUGCUAAAGCUUACAUCCCUGAGAAUAACUUAUUUGCGGUUGGAUCGGCCAACUAUUCAACCUCGGAUAAUACAUACGGCUUAGUUCAGUGCUGGAGAGAUUUAUCCGUCCAGGAUUGCAGAUCCUAUUUGUUUCAAGCAAGGCAAGAAUUUGAGUAUUGCUGUUCUUCAAGGCAAGGAGCUCAGGCUAUGUCAGGAAGCUGCACAGUGAGAUACGAGAUAUACCCUUUUGUUGACUCUAGGAAGCCAGAUGCUAGUUUUUCUAUAAUAAAUAACUCUACGGAUUUCUCAGGCAAUAUACAGAGUUUCAAAUCCACGACCUCUAGUCUUCUCUCCAGUAUGUCGUUUGAUCUAGCUAACCACCCUCCAUACAAGGAUUUCAUUAUGACAGAACCAGCCAAAUACUCAAAUUCGGAUGAGGUCAUCGGUCUAGUUAGGUGCUCGAGUGAUUUAUCCAAGAUGGAUUGUAGUUCUUGUUUGCUCGAAGCAGAGCAAUUAUUGGAGAGCUGCUGUUCUUCAAAAGAAUCAGCUCAAGUUACGUCAGAAUGUUGUAUGGUGGGAUAUCAUGUACACAAAAUUUCUGACCCCGAGGCUCCCACAACUUCACCAACAUCAACACCCAGUCCACCGGGUCGUGCUAAUCCACCUUCACAGGCAAAAUCAAAGAAGUCAUCAAAAAGGUUACCGAUGAUAUUAGGGAUCACAAUAGGCGUGAUUUUAAUCUUCGUUGCCUGUUCACUUACAAUGUUGAGAAAACUUAAACCUGCAGUUUCCAUGAAUCCAGCGACCCUUGUGAAGCAUAAUGAAGAAAGGUGGCUAUUUACGAAAGAGCAAAUUGCCUUCAGCUUAGAAACUUUGAUCGAAGCAACACAGGAUUUUAGUGAUAACAAUAAGCUUGGAGAGGGAGGCUUUGGCGCAGUUUAUAAGGGAACGACUAGCGACGACAAGGAGAUAGCAGUGAAAAAGCUGUCUGCAAGAUCUGCACAGGGAAAAAGAGAAUUUAUGAAUGAAGUGGAACUGGUGGCAAAUAUUCAACACAGAAACCUUGUGAAUUAGCUUGGAUGUUGCAGCGGGGAAACCGAAAGGAUGCUUGUAUAUGAGUAUAUGCCCAACAAAAGUCUUGACACCUUCCUCUUCGGUGAGUCAUUUCUUUGUUACCAAAAUAACAAGUGUUAAAUUUACUCUGUGACUUACAUUUUUGUUUAAAAUGGAAACAAAAACAGACCCAGUAAAGCGCAGAACGCUUGAUUGGCAAAAGCGGUUUAAUAUCAUUAUUGGACUCGCUCGCGGCCUUCUAUACCUUCACGAGGAUUCGCAGCGUCGAAUAAUUCACAGAGACAUCAAAGCAGGCAACAUUUUGCUUGAUGAGAAACUGAAUCCUAAGAUAGCCGACUUCGGCUUAGCCAGACUUUUUUCUGAUAAUGAAACUGAAAUACAAUCAAGAUUUGCAGG